ACCCCAUGGCCCGGGAGCUGACGCCUCACGCCACACAGAGACGCAGCACUCGGCGACUCAGCUGCCGCCGCCCCCCGCCACGCCGCAACCGCAGGCCGCCGCGGCUCCGCCCACCGGCCAAGGGGGCUGCAGCACACAGCAGCACGGCGAGUCGGCGUCGACCAACCCACGACCCCACGCGGCCACAGCUUGGCCCCCAAGCAAUUUAUUUGUAGCUCCGCCACUGCUCAGAAGCCUGUGUUCCCGGCCACGCCUCGCCCACUCGCGCUGGGUGUGCCUCGGAGAUGGCCGACGCGUCAUUUUUCGAUAGGAUGGUUUCCCAGCUCCGGUCCACAUCCAAGUACUACACUGGAUAUCCCAAGGAUCUAGGUCCAUCAAGAAUCAUACCGUUCACAUCAGAGCGUCAGUUUGUGCAGCUAUUACAUGAAGGACGGCCUGUAGUUGUGGCCUUUACUAUUAAGUGCACUUAUACACAACAUCUUGACAAAGUACUGGAGGAAGCUGCUGCUACAUUUUAUCCUCAUAUAAAGUUUGUUCGGGUGGAAUGCCCAAAGUAUCCUGGGUUUUGCCUCACGAGGCAAAAGACUGAGUACCCAUUUCUUGAAGUAUUUUACAACCCAGAACAGGCUGCUAACCCAGGAAAGAUCGUGGACCCGAGCAUCACGAAAUACUCCGCAAAAGUCCUACCUUUCAACUAUGACCAGAGCGUGUAUGGAUUCCGGGAGUAUUUUAAGAAGUAUGGGUUCAAGUAUUCCGAGACAAACUAGGUCUGUCAUCAUGAAGCCCUGCAGAGUUAGCCAGUCGGACUGGCAUGAUGAGGCCUAGUUAUUAAAUUUACUUUCAGCAUGUACCAGCAGUGAUGCUGUAUAUGUAUCAGCACUCACUGCAUAUUGGCUCUGCUUUGGUGGUUGAAAAUAUGGCCAAGCUGUUAGCUAGGUUUCUGGUACGCUCAAGAUUCUAGUAGAAUUUCUGAAUGUUGCAUGUUGUUCUUUGUCGAAUCUCUGAACUGCAUUUUCAGACUCAGUAUUAAUAAAAGGACAACGCUAACGCCCACACGUGUGGUGGGAGCGAAACUCGCCCACACACCCUGUAGUACA
Messenger RNA from Triticum urartu, 1097 nucleotides. RefSeq lists its product as uncharacterized. The record is from RefSeq and is a predicted model, not a curated record. Lineage: Eukaryota; Viridiplantae; Streptophyta; Magnoliopsida; Poales; Poaceae.